This is a messenger RNA of Drosophila montana, 1675 nucleotides long. RefSeq names its product Cathelicidin-like antimicrobial protein (gene Camp). The record is from RefSeq and is a predicted model, not a curated record. NCBI's taxonomy places the organism in Eukaryota, Metazoa, Arthropoda, Insecta, Diptera, Drosophilidae. The coding region runs from base 111 to 1568 and encodes 485 amino acids. The transcript is spliced from 4 exons.
GGCUGAAGGGUUGCAGAGAGACGCUGCGAUUGGCGUCCUCUGAUAAAAAAGUGCAAUAAUUUUUCUCAAAAAGUGCAAUAAAACUCGUUUGCAGCUCUCGGCACUUCACAAUGUCGCUGACCAUAGUCAAAUAUCGAAAAACAGCUGACGGCAUUCUGCCCAUAACGCCCACUGUGAUAUUUAGACCUAAAGUGCAAGUGCAGCCACAGCAAACUGUCAAGAAGGUAGCAGGCACUACAAUUGCUCUCGGCAAAAUACCUGCCGGAGCUGUUAUCAAGCCGAGUAUGAAACGCGCCUCCAGCAGCGCAACAUCUCCAGCCGCUCCUUUGGUAAAGACACCGAAAUAUGUGAUGCAGUCGAGCAGCUAUGCCAGUGCAUCGUCCCCUUCACUGGCUUGGCAAACGUCGUCCUCACCGCUGGCUAGCAUUAAGAAGGAAUCGCUGGGCGCUGCGAUUAGUUCCCUUCCGCCCAAUACGAUUAUAAAAGCAACCACUAGACAACCCCUAUCCACGACCAACAGCCCGAUGCCAGGUCAUGUAAAUGCACUGGGCACAGGCGCGUCGUCCCCUGCCGCAGCACCUGCGGUCGCCUCCGCGGUGCGUCAGGCUGUUUUCCUGAAACGCGAUAUGCCACAACGCACCAUGCGCAGCAUGACAUUGGGCUCCAUUGAUAUGGCCUCCACACUGCAUCUAGGCGUAUCUAGCGCACAUUUGCCACUGUUUAAGCGACACAUUUGUAAAUACGCAAACCUGUCGCAUCUAGACUGCUGCGUAACUCUGCGAAAGCUGCGUCUGAACGAACCCUUUGCUCUACUCGCCGAGUUUUUUGAGCUCAGCGAGCAAGAUGUGGAGCAGACAUUCAAGCGUACGCUUGUCAAGCUGGCUCGCUGCCUGCGUCCGCUCAUCCGCUGGCCAGAUGCCAAGCACUACUCUGAACGCUUAAAGCACAUGCCAUUAGCCUACAGAGCCAACCUGCUGCAUGUGCGAUCGCUGAUUGAGUGCGUUGAGACGGAGGUAAGCGAGACGCUCAAUUUUGGCUGCGACAGCUACAAGUUUAUCCUCUGUCUCAACACGAAUGGUGUUAUUAGCUAUGUGUCUGAUGCCUUUCGUGGCGACUGCGAUGAUCUGCAAUUGUUUGAGGCUACCAAUUUUAAGGACAUCAUACCCAAGUACUUGACGCUAUGCGCGGAGCCAGGCAAAGCUGUUAAACGCUCACCUAAAACCAAUGUAGAUGAUGGCCUAACAGAUGAGGAGUACGAGGCACAGGAUGAUGAUCAGAAGCAAAUCCUGAGCAAAUUUGAUGAACAGCGCAUAGCUGGCCAAUUGGCCAACAUGGAAACGCUGUCCGUCUCGAAUGGCGCACUGACCUCCACACGUGCACCGCAGCUCCAGUUGCCGACGCUGCGCGUCAAUGAGCCCGCCUGUCGCACACAGAUGCGUCACACGAUCGACACGUUGCGAGAGUUCAAGAUACUCGAUCACUGUGCUUUGCAGCAGACCCCACUGCUGGGCUAUUUGAACGAGAUGCUGAUUGUUGCUGCGGCGCUUUGUAAUCUGCAGCAGCAGUAGAGUAGCAAAAGUUUAGCUUAAAUUUAAACAACACCUGUUUUAAGGUCGUUACACUCGCGAUUAUGUACACAAUAUGUUAGCAUUACAAUUUAAAUUUUGAUACUAAA